Lottia gigantea (owl limpet) is the source of this 450-nucleotide messenger RNA. RefSeq lists its product as hypothetical. The transcript has 2 exons. The record is from RefSeq and is a predicted model, not a curated record. NCBI's taxonomy places the organism in Eukaryota, Metazoa, Mollusca, Gastropoda, Lottiidae. Gene Ontology annotation, biological process: negative regulation of BMP signaling pathway. The coding region runs from base 1 to 450 and encodes 149 amino acids. Gene Ontology annotation, cellular component: AMPA glutamate receptor complex.
AUGUUUUCUCUAGUAUUAUUGGUUGUUACACCAUGGCUUGUAUUUUGUAUGCCACCACCACCACCAGCUAUGUGUACAUGUUCUGAUGGUACUCAAGUACCACCUGGAGGAACACAUUCAAUAUCAGACUGCCAUAGUUGUUAUUGUGAUGAAAAUAAUUCAGAAGCCCAAGAAAUUAUAGCUGCCUGUUUAAUAGUGCCAUGUGUUGAUUCUGUAAAAAUGCCAGGACAAUGUUGUCCUACCUGCCCAAAUGGAGAGAACUGUCGAGCUGAAUUUAAAGAUGAUAAUGGUGUUGAAAGAAGUGAAAUUAUCAAAGUUAGUGAUGGUGUAGUCAAGUUCAACUCAACUGAAUGUCAAUGUGACUAUCAAAAUUACAAUGGAGAACCAAAAGCAAAUUGUGUACAAGUAUUGAGUAUUGAGCCGGUAAUUGCAGAAAAAUCAACUCCGUAA